AUGCCUCGUGGAUGGGCGCAUGACGAAGGCGUCUCCGAUAAGUGUUUCCUUCAAUCGCAUCUUGCUGAUAUGGCGGCCAAGUUCUGGUUGAAAACAGCGAUGUCUACUCUGCCUGGUCGUGAUCAUACGUCCAGUUCCGCUCCCUCUGUAGAUGGCAAAGGGGGUACAGAAUCAGCAGUGAAAGGAGAAAAGUCAACGGAAAGGACAGGUCCUAGCCGCUAUGUAUAUUACCGUCUAUACACCAAACUCGGUGCAUUCGAAUCAAAUCACGCCUUCUACGACAAAAACCGUUACAUUGGUCGCAUUCCGUCGAAAUCCUUUGCCCCUCCUCAUACCGUGGCAUCUAUCAAGUGGUCCUUAUGCAAACUUGAGGGCCUUUCGGAGCCCGACAAGGCGCUCCUCUUCACACAGCUCUCAAGCCCAGAACCCAAAGAAGACUCUGCCCGCCUCUCUUUGUUCGCUCCUUCUGGGCCAGGCAUGUCCGAACAAGAUCCGAUCGUGUUAUUGGUCGAAUCAGAGAAGAGAACGAAGGGGGUCUCGCAGUCAGAGAAGCUACCGGAACGCUCUGAUGAUAGCACUAAUAUCCACUACGGCAAGUCUUCAGAAGGAGGAGAUCAAAAGGCAAAGACGUCCUUUGACAAAAAUGAUAUUUCCUUAGGGCGCAUCAACACCCUCUUCAUCGCACCCCCUCAAACCGCUGGAUCUUUGAAAGCAUGCAUCACAAAAGUUGAAGGUCUCGUCACGCCAGGUCAUGCACUCUACAAGGACAUGGAACUCUUCGAAGAUGUAAACAGUGAUGCUGCCAUGAGCGACACCGAAGUGAUAUCCUUCUGGCAAGGUGACACAAGUUAUCCAGGUAGUGAUCAAGAUGACCCCGUAGCACUUGUCAAUGCAACCGCCAAUGCGGCAGCGGACCAAGAGGCUAAGUCUACACCAGGUAAAGUCCUCACUGAGUAUCCAGUAGACACUGCAGCAACAAACCAUGCUCUUUCAGAUGGACCAGAUUCAAAAUUCACAAAACGCGCUCGGUUAACUUAUACUUACGACUACUUGGGAGACCGCCCCACCUGGCUAGCAGUAAUCAAAGAUGAGAUCGUUUACACGGACGGAGUUGUCGUCUCCAUGUGUCACUGUUUAUGUUUUGUCGGAACAGACCUUGCUUCAGGAUACAUGGUGAUUAAUUCCAAAGGUGAAAAAGGCU
Laccaria bicolor S238N-H82 is the source of this 1201-nucleotide messenger RNA. RefSeq lists its product as uncharacterized. The transcript has 5 exons. NCBI's taxonomy places the organism in Eukaryota, Fungi, Basidiomycota, Agaricomycetes, Agaricales, Hydnangiaceae. The annotation marks the transcript as partial. The record is from RefSeq and is a predicted model, not a curated record.